Lytechinus pictus (painted urchin) is the source of this 5246-nucleotide messenger RNA. Its product is annotated as probable mitochondrial glutathione transporter SLC25A40. Gene Ontology annotation, cellular component: mitochondrion. Lineage: Eukaryota; Metazoa; Echinodermata; Echinoidea; Temnopleuroida; Toxopneustidae. The transcript is spliced from 11 exons. The record is from RefSeq and is a predicted model, not a curated record. Bases 578 to 1621 code for a protein of 347 amino acids. Gene Ontology annotation, biological process: mitochondrial transmembrane transport.
AACAACAGAAGAGGUCACAUAUUUUGGAAGCACAUUUAGGAAUGGUGGUGGUGGAUUAGAAUCAACAAUGGCUAGGAAUGCAUUGUGGCGGUCACACUCUUGUCCUUUCCAUUCUUCUUUAAGGGGCAGAAUGUUGGAGGAUGACUAUCAAUGACAUCAACAGGUUGUCAACCUUCCACGCAAAAUAUCUGAGGAAAAAUAUUUUGGCCACAAACAAGAACAAAUGAAGAACUACUUACUAGAUGUAAAAUGAAGAAUUUCGGCAAACAAAUUUUACAUGAACGGCGCUGGAAUCGGAUAGGACAUGUCUUGAGAAGAGAGACUGGCAGCAUUUCAAGAGUAGCCUUGCAUUAGACACCGGAAGGAAGAAGAGAGGGGACUCAAGAUCACCUGGCGUCUAGGAGGAGAACAUGAACAUGACCUGGGGGAGUGUCCAGAAGAAAGCCCAGAACCGCCAGGAAUGAAGAACCUUCGUUGCUGCCCUACAUGCCAGGAGACAUCUUGGAUCAGCUUUGUGCAUGGAUGCCAAUUUGUUUUCAUCAGUAUACCAGCUUUGGUGAUGUGGUAGAUAGCUAGCAUGAUGUCAGGUCAACAUGGGAAGGAGGAAGAGGGAAAGACUACACAAUCAAAUCCCAAUGCUUUGAAACCGUGGCACCAAAUGGUUGCCUCUGGCAGUGGGGCCCUCAUCACUGCUAUAACAAUGACCCCACUUGAUGUGGUGAAGAUCAGACUACAAGCACAGGCUAAGCCCAUGCAGAGUGGUCAGUGUUUUUUCUACUGUAAUGGACUUAUGGACCAUGUAUGUAGAUGCCUCAAUGGCUCUCAACCAGGAACAGCCGCUCCAUGGUACAAGGCACCUAGCAAGUUUAAUGGCACCUUGGAUGCCUUUGUGAAGAUUGCAAGAAAUGAAGGAGUUUUCAAGUUAUGGAGUGGUCUCUCUCCAACACUUGUGAUGGCAGUACCUGCAACCAUCCUGUACUAUACCUCCUAUGAUCAGCUGAAGUACCAUCUUGACUACAAGCAGGGUGUCAAGGGAGAGCUAUGGAAACCAAUGGUAGCAGGGGGCGGUGCUAGAUUAUUUGCCUGCACUGUAAUUGCCCCACUUGAGCUUAUACGCACCAAGAUGCAGUCCCGUCCUUUGACCUAUGCUGAGAUGGUAGGGUGUGUCCGCACAGCUGUCACAGAAGAGGGCAUCAUGUCGUUAUGGAGGGGGUGGAGUCCUAUGGUCUGGAGGGAUGUGCCUUUCUCAGUUAUAUUAUGGCUGAACUAUGAACCUUUGAAGGGACGAAUUUGUAAAGAAUAUGGUCUUACAACCCCAACAUUUCCCAUUGCAUUUUUCUCAGGAGCAUUUGCUGGCACAAUUGCAGGAGUCCUAACACAGCCUUUUGAUGUAUUAAAGACGCACAGACAAAUAGAGAUGGGGGAUAUUGGAGACAUGAGAAGGUCUAAACAAGUAUCGAGUCACACACUAGCCAUUAUGAAGAAGUUAUAUGCUGAAAAGGGACUGAAUGGCUUAUAUGCAGGUACUCUGCCUAGACUCUUCAAGAUUACCCCAGCUUGUGCAAUCAUGAUUGGUUCCUAUGAACUGGGUAAAUCUAUCUUCGUCAAGGAUGUCAAAUGAGAUGAAUACUCUUGCCCUUGGAGUGCCAUAGAUGACAUUUGUUUAGAGAGCUUUGAGCAAUUGAUACCAUCCAUAGGAAUCAUGAUGCCUUAUCCAUUGAUUUCUGACUCGAUCAUGCUGAAAGCAGACCUACUAUAUGCAGUAAUUGUUCUUCUGUACUUCUUGGAGCAAUUUGCUCUUUUGGAUCAAUGAUUGUAUUUUUGUGAACAAUUUUGAUCAUGAUGCCAUCGGUCAUGCUGACAGUCACAAUGCCCACAUGCUGUGAUAAGUUACUGAAGUGGAUACCAGUAUUAAAAACGACUUUCAGUUGACAUCCAGCAAAUGGCUUCAAUUAUUUUACUUAUAUUAUUAUUAUGAAAGUAAUAAUGAUCAUGGCAGUAAUAAGAAUAAUAAUGACAAUAGUAUGGGCUAUCUAUGUAGUCCACCUUUUGGUGCCCAUAGUGCUUAAAAAACAUGAAUUACUUAGUACAAAAGAGAACAACUCCACACAAAAUAAUGAAAAUAACAUAUGAAGGGCACUUUAUGAACUUUUUCAAGGCUGCAGUUUGGCUAACUAUCACCACAUACCAGUGUAUUAUAUUGUGCUCAGUUCAUGUAGAAGUAAAAGAUAUGUUAAUUUCUUUUACUUUCAAAAUGUGCAACAUUUAUCAACUUGCUACUUGCUUGUACCGGACACAGUCUUCCCAAUUGAGAUUUAUGAGAUUUAGUGUAUUCAUGGCUAUGUGAUAUUGUAUUUUUGUGCCUCUGCCCACCGUAGCUCGUUGCCAGAAGCAUUAUGUUUUUCGGUUGUCUGUAAGUCCAUCAUGAUAAUUAAAGAACGGUUUAACUUAAUAGUUGGUCCAAGUAUGCAUGUAGGAGUAGUUUGGUGGAUCACAAGGUCAAAGAUGAAAGGUCAUAGAGGUUGGAUAGGUAAUAUUUUCUUGAUCUGGCAAUGAUAGAGGCAUGAAUUCUUACCGUGUGCAGUUGAGAAACCAUCUAAUUUUGUAUCUGAGAAAUGGGGCAUUUACAUGUAUGAUACAAUGAUUUUUUUUAAUUAAUAACUUGUUUUACCUGUUACAGACAUCGUGGCUAAUUGUAAUAUUCACAGGAACUCUGACCUUUGUCAUCAAAAUGAUUUGUUUGAAAGUGAAAGGAGAAAAAAGAAAACAAAGAAUGCUGACAUUUUAAAAGAAUCACCUAUGUGGCCAAUUUAAAGUCCAUGUGGGCAUACCGGUAGUUAUUAAAACUUUCACAGCUUUCAAAAAUCUUAACUCUUUGCCUGCCACAAACUGAAUCAUUCCUAUGCCACAUUAAUUUCAAGAUGCAACCUUAAGAGGUGUUUUGCAUGAGCUAUGCUAAUUCAGCUCACAAUAGCUUUUUUAUUGGUCUAUUGUUAAGAAAAGCUUUGUGUGUACACCGUACAAUGCGUUGCACAUACCACUUUUGUGUAUUUGUGUAUGAACAAUAGAUGUAAUGCACUCUGUGUGCAUUGUUAAUAGAAUGUGACUUGAGUUCAACUUGGCUAUCUGCUGUAUGUGACUCUAGUCGAACAAAGUGGGCAAAGAGUGAACCUCCUUUUUUAUUCUUUUUUAUUCAAUUUUACUUAUCUACUUCUCUGAUUUUUCCCCCCUUUAAAAAAAUUUCCAUGUUUGGAUAUGCCUCUGACAUAUGUGUUGGUAAGGGUGUAGACAAAGAAUACAGCUGAGCAACUAGCCAUUCAUUAGCCUUGUCAUUGGAAGGUCAGGGCAACCUUGACAUGAACAUGCAGCUAUGUCUACAGAAAGCAAAACUUUUUUGAAAAAUGGGAUAGUUGUUUUGAUUGAGAUUCUUGCCACAGCUAAUUGCUCUGUCCUCUGCUUUUUUGUUUCCUGUCAUGCUGCUAACCUCACAAAGGGUUUUGGGAAAAAAAAGGUUUUCACUCCCAAAUAAAGAUGGUUUCUGUCAAAUUUCUACAAUAAAAUCAUACCAACCUAUUUUGCCCAGAAAAAGUUUAGAGGGUGGUGCAUGCAGCACCCCUGCUUUGCAGGACCAUGCCUCACAAGAGAGCAGUGGUGGAUCAAGGUGAAAAAUUGUGAAUGGGCAAGGACUGAAAUUGCAUCCACUUCCAAACUCUGAAACUGGGAAAAAAACAAUUGGUAUCAUAAUCAUCAUUAGUAGCCAAGCCAUCAUACAGUCCCUCAAGCAUUCAAGAAAUUUCUUUGAAAAGGGCACCCAAUCACCUCACCUGGGUUGAGUGCUGCACAAUGUGGGUAAAUUUCUUGCUGAAGGAAAACGGGCCAUGGUUGGGAAUCGAGCCUGAGUCCCUCAGAUUGAUACAUUACUUUGUUUUGAUGGUCUGUUUCAUCCUAAUCAUGUUUAUGGAUCGAUCCAUACGUCAUAUUAUACAAUUAGUAUUUGCCUAUAAGUCUACUUUUGUCUAGUACUAGCUAUUCCAUCUUUCCCAUCAGAAGAAUCAUUAACAUUAAUGGUGAAUCAAUACCCAAACACAGAAAAGGUCACUGCAAGUUAGCAUUCAAGCAAUACGUCAUAUUAUACAAUUAGUAUUUGCCUAUAAGUCUACUUUUGUCUAGUACUAGCUAUUCCAUCUUUCCCAUCAGAAGAAUCAUUAACAUUAAUGGUGAAUCAAUACCCAAACACAGAAAAGGUCACUGCAAGUUAGCAUUCAAGCAAUUUUCAUCCACUCUAAUUCUUCCUCAUUUCAAGUCACUGAACAGUAGACUUUUGAGAUGUCAAAACACACCUCUCCCUGCAUUAAUUGUUUGAAGAAGUUUAUUUAAAUGACAGAUAAAUAUCACUUGCAUGCAACUUUUGGAAAGUUUGACUCUCAGAAUUUUCAUCAUUGGCUGACUUUGAUGUCCCAAAUCAAGCCCUUUAUUGCAUUUUGUUCAUAUUGAGGUGGUUUCCUUAUAAAUGAGUGUUUUCAUACAAGAUCUUGAUUUAUUCCCAACAAUUUUGUAGGUUUUCAUGAAAAGAAAAUCACAGUUAUGAUUAUUCUGAAUAUGAUGACAACUGUCAUUCAAUAUCACUCAGGAACCAAUGAAAUUUAGGUUUCCAUGCACCAUUGCAGUUAGAAUGAAUGGCCUUGUUAAUGAUGUCAAAGAACAAGAUAUAAACAAUAGUAUGUUUAUAGAUUUUCAAAUAUGACAUAACAUAACAUCCUUAUCUGAUACUAAUGAUGUUGAUGUUAAAGCAUUGAGAUAGAAGAUCUGUUUUUACCUCUCUGGUUUAGGGUACUGAGUAGAAAAUAUUGCCAACAGACAUACCUAUGAUUCAAAAGCAGAAGAAUCAUUUACUAGUAUUCAGAUUUAACUUGAGAUUAAUCAGCUCUCAAAUAAUUGUUUAAAUGUUUCUAUUUCUAGAAAAAUGUACUAAUCUACGAGUUUCUGAUAUUUCAUUGUACUUGUCUGAUAUAUGUAAGAUCAUGUUUCCAUGAGUAUUUUAUUGUACUUGUCAGAAUUUCGAAAAAUUAUCUCUAUUAUAUUAUGCUUUUUUGCCUGGUCCAUGCAUUUAUAUUGAGACUAUGUACAGAUAUUGUAAAUUACAGAUAUUGUAUGCCCAGGCAGGGACUUGGCAACAAUAAUGUGCAUAAACGAUCAUAUUUAAAUUGUCUACCACCAUUUAUGGGAAUAAAAGAAUUUUGAUCAAA